AUGUCUAAACCAGCGCAACCUCCAGCCCCAGGGCUCAACGUCAUCGCUCUAGUCUCCGGCGGAAAAGACUCCCUCUACUCCAUUCUCCACUGUAUCCGCAACGGCCACAAAGUGGUUGCGCUAGCGAACCUUUACCCAGAACCGCAACCCAAAUCCCCAACCCCAAAUCCCAACGCUCAAGAUGAAGAAGAAGAAGACAUCGACAGCUUCAUGUACCAGACAAUCGGUCACAGCAUAAUCCCCCUCUACGAAUCGGCCCUUCAAAUUCCCCUCUACCGCCAACCCAUCACCGGCGCCGCAGUCGAUACCGCCCGUAUCUACGGCAAUACAGCUACCGAUCAAGACGAGACGGAGUCCCUGGUUCCGCUCCUGAGGCGCAUACAAGCCGCCCAUCCGGAGGCAAAUGCUGUCUCCGCGGGCGCGAUUCUCUCUACCUAUCAGCGCACGCGCAUCGAGAGCGUCGCUAAUCGUCUUGGCCUUGUGCCCCUCGCUUGGCUAUGGAUGUAUCCGUCGCUCCCGGCGCCGAUGGCUAGGUCUGCUGAUACGUUGGCGAUCGGCCAGGCGGGGUUGUUGGAAGAUAUGGCGGCUGUGAAAUGUGAUGCGCGGAUUAUCAAGGUUGCCUCGGGCGGUCUGGACCAGGGAUUCCUGUGGUGGAAUGUGUCUGGUGCUGAGAGUGGCGGCCGGAUGAUGCGCAGGUGUCUAGUGAAGGCGAUGAGUCGGUUUGCUGCGGCGGAGGAUAUCCGUGGGGCGGUGUUGGGUGAGGGCGGGGAGUAUGAGACUCUUGCGUUGGAUGGUCCUGGGUUUUUGUGGAAGAGCAGGAUUGAGGUCGGGAGUCGGAAGGAGAAAGUUGGGGAAGGCGGUGUUGCGUUUGUUAGUUUGAGGGGGGCUAGGUGUGCGGUUAAGACAGCUAGGGAGGUUGGGGAUGGGAUUGCGCCGAGUGAUGUCAGAAGGCCUGGAGUGUUGGAUCCGGCUUUUGAGGGUGUUUUGGGGUCUGGAUUGGACCAUUCUGGGUCUUCUGAUGACUCGGGUUUGCGGGGGAGCACUGCUCGCUCGCCGCAAUGGUCGGUCUGUGAGCCGGUGCAUAGACUAUCUGGCUCGACGUGGACGAUGUCGAAUAUUGUUGCGCCUGAGGCUGGUCCUGGGGCGGGAGAACAGAUGAAGGGGAUUGCAAACAAGGUCGAGCAGGUGCUCGGGUCUUUUAAUCACGCCGAGGCUGGUGCCCGGUCAACAGACGACAUCGUUUUCGCUACGGUGCUGCUAAAUUCAAUGGCCGACUUUGGUUCAAUGAAUGAUAUCUACGUCUCGCUGUUCAAGAAACCCAAUCCUCCAGCACGUGUUACCGUCGCCUGUGGAGACCGACUUCCUUCCAAUGUCAAAGUGAUGGUCUCAUUCGUGAUUGACUUGGGUGCGAGGGACCGGCGUCAAGGCCUGCAUGUUCAAUCGAGGUCAUACUGGGCGCCCGCCAAUAUUGGACCAUAUUCGCAAGCGAUGUCAGUCCCGCUGCAAAAUGCUAGCAGGCUCGUCCACAUUGCUGGUCAAAUUCCUCUAGAUCCCGCUUCUAUGGAUAUGGCGCGGGUGGAAGGGCCAGGGUCAUGGUCCGAGAACUACCGCUUCCGAGCCGUACUGGCUCUCCAGCAUCUCUGGAGAAUCGGUGAAGCCAUGCAGGUGGACUGGUGGCUCGGUGCUGUGGCCUUCCUAGCUCGCGGAGAACACGCUAAUGCACAAGCCCAAGUAGCGUGGCGCCUUUGGGAGAGAAUGCAUGCUUUGCCUGAUAAUGAAGACGAGGAUGAUGAUGAAGGCCCACAGCUGGACGCUUGGGAUAUCAAAUAUGGUCGUUGCACAGAGGAGCUGUCCGAUGCCCUUGUGCCAAGUCUGCCUAAGUUUACUGCUCUUGUCGAGUCCCAUACAUGCAUUCCUCCAUUCUUGGCUGUCCAAGUGGAUGAGCUUCCACGAGGAAGUGAUAUUGAAUGGCAAGGACUGGGAGGCCGGUGUGAGCAGGUCAAGCUGGACAUUAAAGGAGGGACAUUUUCCACCACCAUGGAUGGUCAAUACAAGUAUACCAGUAUCGAGAUUGACGCGGGUUCGUCAGACGAUACAUUUGAGCAAAUAUUGAGAUCAGUGAAAGAUGUUCACUGCCGAGAUUCCAGUCUAACUCAAGCUGUUUUAUACACCACACAUCUGGUGCCUGAAACCUUGUGGCCAGGCCAAGUGGUUCCUUGCAGAUCAGUAUGGGGACGAGAAGGGCGAAGACUGAGCGCAGGGGUGGUCCUGCAGCAGCUCAGUUAA
This is a messenger RNA of Penicillium paradoxum, 2286 nucleotides long. RefSeq names its product diphthine--ammonia ligase family protein. Gene Ontology annotation, biological process: protein histidyl modification to diphthamide. Gene Ontology annotation, molecular function: diphthine-ammonia ligase activity. NCBI's taxonomy places the organism in Eukaryota, Fungi, Ascomycota, Eurotiomycetes, Eurotiales, Aspergillaceae. The coding region runs from base 1 to 2286 and encodes 761 amino acids. The record is from RefSeq and is a predicted model, not a curated record. The transcript has a single exon.